This is a messenger RNA of Notothenia coriiceps (black rockcod), 523 nucleotides long. Its product is annotated as integrin beta-4-like. Gene Ontology annotation, molecular function: protein binding. The record is from RefSeq and is a predicted model, not a curated record. The transcript has 3 exons. NCBI's taxonomy places the organism in Eukaryota, Metazoa, Chordata, Actinopteri, Perciformes, Nototheniidae. The annotation marks the transcript as partial.
AGCCAGAGGGCGCCGCUAAGAAGAUAAAGAUCGACAACCCGAAGAAGCGCAUGCUGCUGAUCGAGAACCUGCAGCGCGCCCAGACCUACCAGUACAAAGUCCGGGCCAUGAACAGCAUGGGCUGGGGUCCAUUCAGAGACGCCACCAUCAACCUGGCAUCGCAGCCCGCAAGACCUCUGUCCAUCCCCAUCAUCCCAGAUAUCCCCAUCAUCGACGCUGAGGCUGGAGACGAGUACGACAGCUACCUGAUGUACAGCAGCGAGGUGAUGAAGUCUCCUGCAGGAUCCAAGACUCCCAGCGUCUCCGGAGAUGGCUGGAACCAUGUGAAGUUGGUCGGGUCCAACCUGGACCUGCGUAAGGUGUCGUGGAAAAGGCGAGUGGAUGUCUUCCGGCUCAGCACAGACACCGAGGCCAGCUCCGACAGCGAGGCCCCCCGCCAAAACUACGCCAAAACACCGCGUCCAGGUGAAGACUCUCAGGCCGCAGACAGAGAAACAGCAUGGCAGCUCUAAUGCACAAGCGG